UAAUUGAAUAGAAUAGGUACCUAUUUCCUUGUGAAUGUUAUUUUUUUUGUUAAUUUUUUGUCUGUUAAAUUUUACCUACUUUUUGCAAAAAUAAGUGGUUUACAAGCAUUUUGAAGAUUUCUCAAUAAAAAUGUUCAAACGAUUCGUCUUGUUAUCACAUGGUUUAUCACCGUACAUUUUCAAAAUGAAAAAUAUUUGAUUCACUAAAUUUAUCGUGCCAGUUUCGAUCAUUUUUGUUGAAUUAGUUUUAUUCAAUUUCUAAAUCUACCGUUGAUUUAUUUUUUUUUUUAAAUGAGAAUGCCUUCAUUUCACUCCUAUUUGAAAGAAAAAACAACUUCAGCAAAAUGUAAAAAUUCGUAACUAUUUUUCAUACCUAUCCAUUUUUCACAUCAAAUCAAAUGAAAGCUGUUCAACUUUAAGAUGACAUCGUUGAUCCGAGAUUCAGAUAAUAACACGUACGUGAAAGAAAAUUACUUGGGCAAAGGCGCUUUUUCGAAAUCGUAUAUUUUGAAAAGAGAAGACCAAACUUACUGCGGAAAAUUCAUAGCCCGGGAUAAACAUCAUCUCGAAAAACAACUCGACAGUAUCCAAGAGUUCAAGAUAUUGAGUAAAUUGAGCCAUAAAAAUAUCGUAAAUUUCGUGAAAUGCAUUGAAACUCCUCGUAAUUUCUGCCUAAUUACCGAGUAUUACCCGAACAAGUCGAUGUUCGAAUUAAUUCAACGACGAGGUAAGCUGACUAUUUACGAAGUUCGAUUUUUCUGCAAGCAGUUACUAUCAGCUUUGAAAUACCUUCACGAUAAUAACGUGGUACAUAGGGAUAUCAAACCUCAAAAUAUGCUACUGGACGAAAAAAUGAAUUUAAGAUUAUCGGAUUUCGGUAUGGCGGUAUUAUGCCCCAAGACGAAGACAAUUUACAAACGUCAUAUUUACGGUACACCGAAUUACAUUAGCCCAGAAAUGAUUACGAAAUCUGUUUUCCGCUAUAAUUACAAGGUGGAUAUUUGGGCUGUAGGAUGUUUCUUGUACCAUAUGUACACCGGAAGGACCCCGUUUCGCGGAAAAGAUGAAAAAGUUUUGUACAACAAUAUUCAAAAUUGUUUAUUUUAUUUGCCUACCGAUAUGCCCGAAACGUUGUCGUCUUUGAUCCAGAGAAUUUUUCAAAAAGAUCCCGAUAACAGGCCGAAUGCCAGACAAAUACUCAGCAGCGAAUUCUUCAAAAAUGGUUUCACUCCGAAUUCGUUACCUAUCAGUGCGCUGGUAGAAAAACCGAAAUUUAUCGUCACUUAUAAAGAACCAAAGGCAGUCAAAAAAGUAGAAGUUAUUGACAGUAAAUUUUGCGAAAAUAAGUGCUAUCGAAGGUGCUUGAAACAUUACGAAAAUUAUAUUUCUCAGCUCAUCAACAAGCCAAAUACCAAGUACAACGAUGAUAAAUCUCGAGCAUUCCAUCACGAAAUAGAAUACCCUAUGCUGAAUCCGUUCGUAUGGAUUACGAAAGUAGUGAAAAAUAACAAAUAUAAACAUAUAGGAUACGAAUUGAACGACGGUACCAAAGGAGUAUUAUUCGAAGAUAAAACUGUAUUAGCUUUACUACCGAAUCAACGUAAUUUGUACUACGUAACGCUCGAUAAACAAGUCAAAUUUUAUACCAUUUCGAAGCAUUCGACAACGUUAAAGGAUAAAUUAUCUAUAUUGAAGCAUAUUUUUAAUGUAAAUAUUGGCAGCGAGACGUCGACGGUGCAGAAUAAUAUUUUCGAAAAUAAAGAUUGGUUGCCGAUGCUGCCCUAUCUGCUAUCCUACUACGAAACCACGAAGUAUUUCAUUUUGUUGCUGUCCAACGGCUUGUACGAGGUAAUAUCAAAAAUAGAUGACUUGAAGUUGAUACUGUGUACGAAAACCAACGGCUUUUCAAUUUUGUCUGAUUCCGGGAAAUUAAAAACCUACGAUUUAAAUUCUUUGUUAGACUUUGACUAUCCAGAGUACUUGCACAAAAAUUUAGAAAUCACUUACUCUUCGCUUAAACGAGUGCUUACCAAGAACGAAUGCUUUGCUUGUAAAAAAGAAUUGGAAGCAAAAUGUUAAAUUAAUAUCGCCGCGAAAAUUGUUAAGAAAAAAUACACGAUGUAGUUUGCGAA
Messenger RNA from Planococcus citri (citrus mealybug), 2132 nucleotides. RefSeq names its product serine/threonine-protein kinase polo-like. Gene Ontology annotation, molecular function: ATP binding; protein kinase activity; protein binding. Gene Ontology annotation, biological process: protein phosphorylation. The transcript has a single exon. The record is from RefSeq and is a predicted model, not a curated record. Bases 421 to 2079 code for a protein of 552 amino acids. Lineage: Eukaryota; Metazoa; Arthropoda; Insecta; Hemiptera; Pseudococcidae.